AAAGAAACGAAUAUGUUAAUUAGUUGUAUCAUUCCUCAAAUCAAAAGCAGACAAAAAUAGAACUUGGUAAAUAACAUUGGUAUGAUAGUUUCAGUAGAAUCGAAAGCUGAAAUGAUUUUUUAGAAACGGAAGUAAUUUCAAUUGGAUUUUUUUCUGUCUAUGGAAAUAGCCUGAUACAACAAUUCAAUAAUCGUUUAUAUAUAUGUAGAUGAAAUUGUUUUGAAUGCAAGAGGAUAUGCUAUUCUUCGAGUGUAUUUUUAUGGAAUGGAAAUAUAACAUUGUUUAAUUGGAGAAUGCCCACAGUAUAAAAUGUCUCUCAGCAUUGACAAUUGUGGGAAAUUAAGACUGAUUAUUCUAAUUUGGAUUUUGACGUUAACAUUAUACAAUAUUGCAGACAGUCAAAAUCUUGAGAUAACAAGCACAAGAACAAUGUGGGAGGAUUUAGAGACAAAUUGUAAUACAGCUUCAGACGUUUCGAAGUUAUUUUGCUCAGAAGUUGUAAAAGACGACAUCAAGAAAUGUGAUGUAACACCUAUAUAUAGUAUGGAUACUUCAAAUAUUCCUGAUGAUUUUUCUGCUUGGAUCCAUGCCUAUCUGGUACGAUCAUUCAGCAUUGUAUACGAAGGUUGUUACCAGCAUUCAAACGGAUUGAAAAGCAAACAUUGUAAUGCAACCGAUCUUAUUUCAUGUGCCCGGAUGUGUGACAAUCCUAGACAUACUAAACUUGGGAUUGAAGGAAACAAUAGUUAUUGUAUAUCAGAUAAUGAACUGGUUAUUGACGACCUCCAUGCUAUUUCGGAGGAUUCCUGUCAUAGUGAAAAUAGUGAAAAUGCAUUAAAAAUGAAAGUUUACGACAUUAAGAAACAUGUUAUUUUAGACAAAGAUUUAUGUCCUGUAGGAUAUUCGCUAGGCACGUCGAAAGUUUUUGUUGCAGAAGAAGAUUGCCAGACAUAUAAGAAGUUCUAUUGCUAUGGUAGCACAGCAAUUGAAAGAAAUGCGAUGUCAUGGUACGACGCACAGAAAUUAUGUAAAGACAUUUCUUCAAGGUUGUUAAACGAAGGUGAAUUAUCCUCUUCAACAAAAGGACAAUAUUGGUUGCAUGGGUUACAUUAUAAUGAUUUUGACAUACAAACACCAUUACCAUUAUACCCAACCAGAUGUGCCGCUAUACACAGACACAGAAAGGUGUAUUCAAUCAAACUAUUUGAUUGCUCUACUAACUUGUAUACGUUAUGUUUAUCCAAACAUGCUCCAACGAAUAAAUUGCCAGGAAUUUCCAUACCACCAACACCAAGUAGUUCGACAAAGAUGACAAGUACCAAAUUAUCUCCAACCUCACCAGGAGUUACAUUUCAAAUAUCAACUAACUUUUCCACAGAUAUUAACAUUUCCACAACCACCACCAAUUAUAGUGUCACCAUGGCUACGUUGAUCCCAGAUACCGUAAGUGUUUCGAUAAUUAUUCCAGUGAUAGCAGUUAUUAGUGUUGUGGCAAUAAUUGUAGUAGUGAUAUUUUGUAUCAGAAAACGCAAAAAUGCAGGAAACAAUCUAUCUCUGUCUCCACAAAGGGAACACACUACAUUAUUAGAUGCUCAAAAAUCAGGCCAAAGUAGUCCUAAUACUGACGCUGGUGCUGAAAGUGUUGAACUGCAAAGUCAUUAGUGAAUUCAUGUAAACGAAGAACGCUGAUGAGAGAAAACGUUUCUGUUUAAAUUUAUUUAUUCUUUCUUUAUGAGGCAAGUGCACCAAUUGUUUUUAUUGAAUUGCUGCCACUGUAUUUUAAUUGAUCGUUAUGUGUACAUCAAAAUAACAUUACGGUAAACGAUAGACAGUUGACAUCAUGUGUAAUGUUUAUGAUUCUGUCACAUCUUUCUCAUAGAUUAUUUAAGUCAACUUGAACAAUUUUAACCGAUUCCGAACUAAGACAUAUUGAUUCUCCUACAAUUAUAAAUCAAUUAUCAGGAUUGAUUACCCUUACGAUCAAAUAACAUUCAAACUAACCCUUCGUUGUCAUAAAAGAAUUAUAAGUGACGAAAAAAGCAAAGACAAUAAUGUAAAUUUAAGGUUUUGCAGCUUGUGAUCGUCAUCAAGAAUAGUACUUUGACAUAAAAUAACGUGUAACGUUCUUUUUUCUGAAUAUACACGUAAACUGUUUGUGUAGCUUGUAUGGAACGAAUAUGCAUACCGAAAACUAAAAGUCUUUUGACUCUUUUUUCUUAUCAAUGAAUUUAGAAACGCUAGGGUCAAUCACAAUUCACAAGUGUAGGAUAGAAACCAACAAAAACGUGACAAAAAGCCGAAUAGCGACGAAAAUACACAUGCAAUUUCUGUAUUUCAAAUUAAAAACAGAGCAAAUACGUUUUUGAACACAACCUUAAAUCAAUAACACAACUCGGUAUUCAAAUUCUGUGUAACACAUAGAUACGUUAAAAUCCGUAGUAACACCAAAUAGUUUGUAAUUUUGUUUCUCUUUUACCACAGUUUAGUACUUUGUUCUUACUAUAUAUUUAUCUGUACUAACUGAAUACGAUUGUUUCUAAUUUAAAGCAUUGAUUUUAUUAUGUAAUAACUAUUAUUAUAAACUUGUACAUGUAAUUAAAGUCAAAAUAAUUCAUUUCUGCUAGUUAAAUCCAUUAUUGCGUCUUAAGAAUUAUAACGAGCUAACAUUCAACAUGGACGCGCAAAUCUAAAAUGUUUGAAAAACAAUGGACGUUUACCUACUUAAUUA
Molecule: messenger RNA, 2728 nt
Organism: Mytilus trossulus (common blue mussel)
Lineage: Eukaryota; Metazoa; Mollusca; Bivalvia; Mytilida; Mytilidae
Exons: 10
Coding region: 310-1662 (450 amino acids)
Source: RefSeq, a predicted model, not a curated record